Musca vetustissima is the source of this 298-nucleotide messenger RNA. RefSeq names its product V-type proton ATPase subunit e (gene VhaM9.7-a). The record is from RefSeq and is a predicted model, not a curated record. The transcript is spliced from 2 exons. Bases 23 to 280 code for a protein of 85 amino acids. Gene Ontology annotation, cellular component: plasma membrane proton-transporting V-type ATPase complex; proton-transporting V-type ATPase, V0 domain. Lineage: Eukaryota; Metazoa; Arthropoda; Insecta; Diptera; Muscidae. Gene Ontology annotation, molecular function: proton-transporting ATPase activity, rotational mechanism. Gene Ontology annotation, biological process: proton transmembrane transport.
CUAAUAAAAAAACUUCUACAAAAUGGGAGCAUCAUUCUUUCCAAUUUUAUUCUUUACUGCCAUUUGGGCUGGCGUUGGUAUUGGCCUGCCAAUGAUGACACCAAAGGGGCCACAUCAAAAUCUUAUACGCUGUACCCUGAUGUUGACGGGUUGUUGUUGUUGGCUGUUUUGGCUGUGCUGUUACAUGGCCCAGAUGAAUCCAUUGAUUGGUCCCAAACUAAAUCAACAUACCAUAUUUAUGAUUGCCCGGGAAUGGGGUAAUUCGUUGAAGGAGGGUUAAACAAAUGAAGGCAGAAAU